Molecule: messenger RNA, 1731 nt
Organism: Seriola dumerili (greater amberjack)
Lineage: Eukaryota; Metazoa; Chordata; Actinopteri; Carangiformes; Carangidae
Product: AP-1 complex subunit sigma-2-like
Exons: 5
Coding region: 167-640 (157 amino acids)
Biological process (GO): vesicle-mediated transport; intracellular protein transport
Cellular component (GO): AP-1 adaptor complex; intracellular membrane-bounded organelle; membrane coat
Molecular function (GO): clathrin-cargo adaptor activity
Source: RefSeq, a predicted model, not a curated record
GCCUCACCAGCAAACACCAACCGCUAGCUACUUUAGCAUCAGGAGGAGAAGCUAACCCACGGAAACACAGACGCAUCUGUUCACCCUCUUUUGCUUAUGUGUGUUCGUUUGAUUUUUACUGAAGUGACCAGUCGUCUGAGUGACUGAAUCGAAAGCCCGGUGUAAGAUGCAGUUCAUGCUGUUGUUCAGCCGGCAGGGAAAGCUGCGGUUACAGAAAUGGUAUGUGCCUCUGUCAGACAAGGAGAGGAAGAAGAUCUCCAGAGACCUGGUCCAGACCAUAUUGGCCAGGAAACCCAAGAUGUGCAGCUUCUUGGAGUGGAGGGACCUUAAGAUUGUGUACAAGAGAUAUGCAAGUCUGUAUUUCUGCUGUGCAGUAGAGGAUCAGGAUAAUGAGCUGAUCACUCUGGAGAUCAUCCAUAGAUAUGUGGAGCUACUGGACAAAUAUUUUGGCAGUGUGUGUGAGCUGGAUAUUAUCUUCAACUUUGAAAAGGCCUACUUUAUUCUGGAUGAGUUCCUGCUGGGCGGAGAGGCACAGGAGACGUCCAAGAAGAACGUGCUGAAGGCCAUCGAGCAGGCUGACCUGCUGCAGGAGGAGGCCGAGGCACCACGGAGCGUUUUAGAAGAAAUUGGGCUGACAUAAACCAUCACGCCGCUGCCUCGCAGUUCUUUCUUCCAGAUGUAGAUCUGGCAAUCUCCGUGUCUCUAUCCUGUCUUCUCCUGUUCACUGUGUCAGUGUUGUAUGUAUAUUAUCACCAUCUAUGUACUGUACUAUCCUGUAAUGUCUUUUCAGUGUGGUGCCAACUGUGGUUUUAAUGUGUCUCCUAAUGUACAAGCUCCCUCACUGUAUCCUGCAGCACUAUUAGCAUACUUCACUCCCCUAACUUCUUAAAAGAGAACAAACAGAACAAUGUAGCGACGACAUGAAAACUCCAGCAUCAUAUUAAGAUCAUCCAUCAUCACUGAAUGCAGAGUUGUAUGUGCUUGUUUGGCUUCAAGGACUUUUUAAGGUGCUGUUGCAGCUGCAGUUGGUGCUUCUCGUGUGUAAUCAUUCGAGUCACAGAGCUAAGCAUCUUCUUUCAUGAAAGAAUGAAUACUCGGCGCACUUUGAAAAACCCAGAAGGUCGUUUAGCAAAACCUACAGUUGCUCUGGUUUUUCCACUUCCAAUUCUCAAAAGACCAGGUGGAGAAGAUAUAUAUCCUUUUUGCUCUUUUUGCUAAACAGAAAAAUAUUACCGUAUUAUUUUAUCUAUAAAUAUAGAAUACUGUAAAAACAAUCAAUAUAUAACAGUAUAACUAAUAAUAAAUAUUCGAAGUUUGGUUCACGUACAAAUUGAGCAUGGAGCAAGAAGUUAAAAAUCUGUAAUGUGCAGUGGACAGAGUCUGAGAACUAGCAGGACGUGUUGCUAAAUGGUCUGGGUUUUUAAAAGAUGAUCAAGAAUUUUUUUUUUUCUUUCUGAGGAUUUGAUGCUUAACUCUAUGACUCAAAUGUAAUGGUAAUACAUUACUGGGCACCAAAUGGGGCUAUUGCUAUUGUAGGAAUCACUGACACUCUUACAAUCACUUCUACAUGGGUACAAUCAACCCACCAAUUAAGUGAAAUUAAACAGUUACCCAUAAUUAAUAUCAGUGUAAACAUUCAGUAGGUUUGUACAAGUUUGUUUGGCGUUUCCUCUCCAGAAAUGAACCUUUUACACAUUUCCUUCUCAAGACUAAAUGUUUAUUUUUACUUAA